GCGGUCGCGGCGAAUCGAAGGAUGGACACAACGCGGGUGGAUGCGCAUGAUGGCGGCGUUGAUGAUGGUUUUGCUCUUCCAGGCCAAGCACAGAAGUGAAAAAAAAACUGCAAAAGUAGAAAUGGCCGAAGACCCCGAGGAAGCUUCGCGGCUCCUUCCGCGCAACCUGCCAGAGGCAAGCCCUUGGCGUGCGCUUCCUGGUGGAUGCCUACGUCUCGCGGCGCGGCCAGAUCUCGUAGCAAAGAAACAAAAAAGGAGCAAGAGGCCGAGGAUGAACAAGAGGAACAGUAGUCAGAGACGGUGGGAUUACACAUCGGAGGGAAAGAACAACGGACACCGAUGAGCGGGGGAGACAGACGAGUGAUCCGCCCAAGCGCGCUCACUGCGCAUCUCCAGACUGCCCCUGGUCCGCUGCCUCUGCCGGCUCCGAGGUGCUGUCCUUCGCAUCCGAGUCCUCUGCCAGGUCCGGGACGACGGGCAGGAAGUCCGCCGCCUCCUCCUCCUCCUCUUGCGCGCCCGGGACCUCGCGAGCCUGCUUGUCCGCCUCCGAUAGCUGCAGGGCUGUUCGCCUCCUUGUCGAAGCCCGUGCUCGCCGCCUCGUCGGCCUGCCCGUCUGCGCCUCCGUCGGGACUCGCGGAAGGUCGCCGGCCCCCUUGUCCGGCUCCGCGGCCUGGGCCCCUUCCGCGGUCGGGGCCCCGUCGCCCUGCUCCUCCUCGGGGGACGACCGGCAGAGGGGCGCUCUCGUUGGCGUUCUGGCGGAGCUCCCGCUGCAAGGCGCUGGCGUUGCCGCCCGCGGCGUCGAGCCGGGCCGAGGAGUCCAGCAGUGCCCUCUCGGCCUGCAGCUUCGCCACCUCCGCCUUCAGCUUCUCCACCCUUCCUUCUCCGCCUCGCUCUUCACGCGCUCCAGGUCCGCCUUCAGACUCUCCACUUCCUCCGAGCUUCGUGCUGACCUCGCGCGCCUGGCUCUCGCUCAUGGUGUGCAGGCGGUGGCUCGAGUCCUCGAACCACGUGUCGCUGGUCGGGGAGAGCUUCUCCACUAU
Molecule: messenger RNA, 1040 nt
Organism: Prorocentrum cordatum
Lineage: Eukaryota; Dinophyceae; Prorocentrales; Prorocentraceae
Source: the annotation of a GenBank genome assembly